AGGUAGUUGAAGCGAAAUGAAAAACAAACGUAACUUAACUUCAAGGCAAUGGAGACCCUGCAACCAACAUACCAUCCCCAUCAGAAAACUACAACCCCCCCCCCCCCCCUCUAUUAAAAGGAACUCUUAACGUUGCUACCUUCACUAUCCUAAUCCUCUCUGUGUUCUGCACCAUGCAAGCCAGUGCCGGUCUAGUAGCCGGUUCUCACAACCGCAAUGAGCUCGUCGUCAUCCACGGCCAUGAAGAGCCGAAGUUUUUAAAGGAUAUGACAUGUCAAGUUUGUGAAAUAUGUGGUGACGAAAUCGGCCUCACAGUGGAUGGAGAUUUGUUUGUAGCAUGUAACGAGUGCGGCUUUCCGGUAUGCCGAACAUGCUACGAGUAUGAACGAAGAGAAGGCAGCCAGAACUGCCCACAAUGCAAAACCAGAUACAAACGUCUAAGAGGCAGUCCAAGGGUUGAAGGAGACGAUGAUGAGGAAGAUGUGGAUGACAUUGAGCAUGAGUUCAACAUCGACGAUGAACAAAACAAGAACAACAACAACAUUCCAGAAUCAAUGCUUCAUGGGAAGAUGAGUUAUGGCCGAGGACAUGAUGAUGGUGAUGCUCAUUAUGGAACGGAUGAUCGUGGGGAUCAGAUGUUAUCAUCACUUCAUAAACGGGUGCAUACAUAUGGGUCGGCUGAGUUUGGAAGUGGAAGAUGGGAUGAAAAGAAAGACGGCGGGUGGAAAGAACGAAUGGACGAAUGGAAAGCGCAGCAAGGGAAUCUCGGGGCUGAAUUUGAUGAUUCGGUUGAUCCCGAUAUGGCAAUGUUAGAUGAAGCAAGACAACCACUUUCAAGGAAAGUACCAAUUGCAUCCAGCAAGAUCAAUCCUUAUCGGAUGGUGAUUGUGGCUCGGCUUUUUAUCUUGGCUAUCUUUCUUCGGUAUAGACUCUUGAACCCUGUGCAUGAUGCGUUCGGGUUAUGGUUGACUUCUGUUAUCUGUGAGAUCUGGUUUGCUGUCUCAUGGAUCCUCGAUCAGUUCCCCAAAUGGUUCCCAAUUGAUCGUGAGACUUAUCUUGAUCGCCUUUCUCUAAGGUAUGAGAGGGAAGGUGAACCGAAUAUGUUGUGCCCGGUGGAUGUAUUUGUGAGUACGGUGGAUCCAUUGAAGGAACCACCCCUUGUUACCGCGAACACAAUUUUAUCAAUCCUAGCUAUGGACUACCCUGUUGACAAAAUAUCAUGUUACAUAUCUGAUGAUGGAGCUUCAAUGCUUACUUUUGAAUCACUAUCAGAAACCGCAGAAUUUGCACGAAAAUGGGUUCCAUUUUGUAAGAAAUUUACCAUAGAGCCACGAGCACCGGAGAUGUACUUCUCUGACAAAAUCGACUAUCUAAAGGAUAAAGUUCAACCCACAUUUGUCAAGGAACGUCGAGCUAUGAAGAGAGAAUAUGAAGAAUUCAAGGUUCGGAUCAAUGCACUUGUCGCAAAAGCUAUGAAAGCGCCUGCGGAAGGUUGGAUCAUGCAAGACGGGACACCAUGGCCUGGGAAUAACACGAAAGAUCACCCAGGGAUGAUUCAAGUCUUUCUCGGUCAAAACGGUGGGACGGAUGUUGAAGGAAACGAGCUUCCUCGUCUUGUAUAUGUUUCCCGAGAAAAGAGGCCCGGUUUUCAACAUCACAAGAAGGCCGGUGCUAUGAAUGCCCUGGUCCGGGUCUCAGGAGUUCUAACAAACGCUCCAUUUAUGUUGAACUUGGAUUGCGAUCAUUACCUGAACAACAGCAAGGCGGCACGAGAGGCAAUGUGUUUCUUAAUGGAUCCGCAGAUAGGAAGAAAGGUUUGUUAUGUUCAGUUUCCACAAAGGUUUGACGGCAUAGAUAGACACGAUCGGUAUGCCAACCGGAACACUGUUUUCUUUGAUAUUAACAUGAAAGGUCUAGAUGGAAUUCAAGGGCCAGUAUAUGUCGGGACAGGAUGUGUUUUCAGAAGACAAGCGUUAUAUGGUUACGAUCCACCAAAGGGUCCAAAAAGGCCGAAAAUGGUAAGUUGUGAUUGCUGCCCUUGUUUUGGGCGUCGAAAGAAGAAUCCAAAGUAUGGAAAACAUGGAUCGGGUGGGAAUGUAGAAAACAUCCAAGGAUACGAUGAUGAUAAGGAACUAAUGAAGUCUCAAAUGAACUUUGAACAAAGGUUUGGACAAUCGGCUAUCUUUGUUACUUCGACAUUAAUGGUUGAUGGUGGAGUUCCACCGUCCUCAAGCCCAGCCUCGCUUCUCAAAGAAGCGAUUCACGUAAUCAGUUGUGGGUAUGAAGACAAAACCGAAUGGGGUCUAGAGUUGGGCUGGAUUUACGGGUCAAUCACAGAGGAUAUUCUAACGGGUUUCAAGAUGCAUUGUCGUGGAUGGAGGUCUAUAUAUUGUAUGCCAAAAAGAGCUGCAUUUAAAGGGUCAGCUCCUAUUAAUCUAUCGGAUCGUCUUAACCAAGUUCUGCGUUGGGCUCUUGGUUCGGUUGAGAUCUUCUUCAGUCGACAUAGCCCGCUUUUGUAUGGUUACAAAGGAGGUAAUCUCAAGUGGCUCGAGAGGUUAUCUUACGUAAACACAACGGUUUAUCCCUUCACUUCUCUUGCACUUCUUGCUUACUGUACCCUCCCUGCCAUUUGCUUGCUCACCGGGAAGUUUAUCAUGCCAGAGAUAAGCACCAUGGCAAGUCUCUUCUUCAUUUCUCUUUUCCUCUCGAUUUUCGCAACUGGCAUUCUCGAACUGCGAUGGAGUGGAGUCAGCAUCGAAGAAUGGUGGAGAAACGAGCAGUUUUGGGUGAUAGGUGGUGUAUCCGCUCAUCUGUUUGCCGUUAUACAAGGUCUACUAAAAGUUUUGGCAGGAAUAGACACCAACUUCACAGUCACAUCAAAAGCAUCAGACGAUGAGGAAUUCGGGGAGUUAUACGCGUUCAAAUGGACAACACUACUCAUCCCUCCAACCACUAUCCUAAUCAUUAACAUGGUUGGGGUCGUGGCAGGAGUUUCGGACGCUAUAAACAACGGUUACCAAUCAUGGGGACCUUUGUUUGGGAAACUAUUCUUUGCAUUUUGGGUGAUUGUCCAUCUUUACCCGUUCCUUAAAGGUCUUAUGGGAAAGCAAAACAGGACACCGACUAUCGUGGUCAUAUGGUCCAUACUUCUUGCUUCUAUCUUCUCGUUGCUUUGGGUCCGAAUCGACCCGUUUGUGUUGAAAACCAAAGGGCCUGAUGUCAAGCAAUGUGGACUCAAUUGCUGAAAUUCUUUCCUCUAUUUACCUUUCCUCAUUUUUUUUUUCUAAAUUUCAUAGUCAAAAGUUUUGAUCAGAUGAUGAUUUGUAAUAAGUUGUCUGUAUUAAGGCUAUGAGUAGCUGCAUCAAGAAUACUUUCAAGUUUUUAUACAGUAUCCAGUGUUGUAAAAAUCA
Messenger RNA from Helianthus annuus (common sunflower), 3410 nucleotides. RefSeq names its product cellulose synthase A catalytic subunit 7 [UDP-forming]. Gene Ontology annotation, molecular function: cellulose synthase (UDP-forming) activity. Gene Ontology annotation, cellular component: plasma membrane; trans-Golgi network. Lineage: Eukaryota; Viridiplantae; Streptophyta; Magnoliopsida; Asterales; Asteraceae. The record is from RefSeq and is a predicted model, not a curated record. The coding region runs from base 174 to 3245 and encodes 1023 amino acids. Gene Ontology annotation, biological process: plant-type primary cell wall biogenesis; cellulose biosynthetic process. The transcript has 10 exons.